This is a messenger RNA of Polyodon spathula (Mississippi paddlefish), 2263 nucleotides long. RefSeq names its product leukotriene B4 receptor 1-like. Gene Ontology annotation, biological process: inflammatory response; positive regulation of cytosolic calcium ion concentration; complement receptor mediated signaling pathway. Bases 226 to 1272 code for a protein of 348 amino acids. Gene Ontology annotation, cellular component: plasma membrane. The transcript has 3 exons. Gene Ontology annotation, molecular function: complement receptor activity; leukotriene receptor activity. NCBI's taxonomy places the organism in Eukaryota, Metazoa, Chordata, Actinopteri, Acipenseriformes, Polyodontidae. The record is from RefSeq and is a predicted model, not a curated record.
CUGACGGCAACUUGUGUCUUUCCAGUAGACAAAUUCUGAGUACCGGGUUUGUGGAAGUUCACAAACUAAUUUGCUAUUCACUUCUCUUGUGUUUGGGAGAGUGAGUGUACGUCUGCUUUGGGAGCUGUUCGUCGAGUGAUGGACUUGCAGAAUUCUGCAUAGGUAUUUGUAGUUUGGGAAAACUUCAUAAAGUAUUUAGAUCCCCUUCGUGAAAAAUCCUCUACCAUGGAAAAUAACGAGACGAUCGUCUUUACGGCAGAUGAAAGCAUUAUGAGCAAUGAGCUUUCCACAACCAUUGGCACCCUAAUCCUGACACUGGUUUUCCUGAUCGGAGUUCCGGGGAAUCUUUUCAUAAUCUGGAGUAUAUUAUUCCGGACCCAGAAGCGCUCUGUCACCUGCCUCCUGAUUCUUAACCUGGCGCUGGCAGAUGGGGCACUGAUGCUCCUGACUCCGUUCUUCAUCGUGUACUUGGCAUUGCAAGACUGGGUUUUUGGGACAGUCCUGUGCAAGACCUUGUUCUACCUCUGCUGUAUGAACAUGUACGCCAGCAUCUUUCUCAUUACACUCAUGAGCCUUGAUCGCUUGGUGGCUGUGGCUUGGCCCAGUAAAAUGGCCGUUUCACGGAGGAAAGGGUUGGUGAUCAAGGUCUUGGUCACGCUGUGGAUGAUGACUUUGGCAUUUGCAGUUCCUGCGGUCGUGUAUCGAUCUACAGGGACCGACACAAGUGAGAACCGAACUGUCUGCGUGCCUUUCCACAAGAGCAGGAGCCACCAGGUAUUCCAGUAUGGGUUUGAGACGUUCAUCGGGUUUGUGGUCCCCUUCUCUGUAAUUUUGGGGAGUUACGGGUACAUCUUGCACCGUUUACGGAGCUCCAAGUUUCAGCGGCGCAUCCGCAGUGAGAAACUGAUCCUGGCGAUCAUCGUGAUGUUUGGAGUCCUGUGGCUGCCCUACCAUGUGGUUAAUAUCAUUCAGGUGGUGGCAGCUCUGUCCUCGAAGGAUCUGGAGAGUCGGCUGGACCACCUGUGGAAGAGCUGCCGUGCUGUGGCCUCUGCCCUGGCCUUUAUCAGCAGCUGUGUGAACCCUGUGCUGUACACCUUCGCAGGGAAGGGCUACAUGAAGACCGCUGGCUUCAACUUCAUGGCUCGGCUGUUUGAAAGCACGGCCUUGAACUCAGCCAGCAGGAAAUCACGUCAAGCCAAGCCUAGCAAAGAAUGCACCUGCCUGGAGUCUAGGGAGCUUCAGAGAAGCAAGGAUACCUCCACUGAUGGAUGAAGCAACCAAGCCUAGAGAUCUCUAGUUAACUUUAUUGGUUUUAUUCCUAGACCUCCUUUUAUCACGUUUGUUUUUGGUGAGCUUUGAAAAGUUUGGGACUGUGCUGUGUUACAGAAUUAUCUUUACCAUGUUUUAAGUUGGGUUUGAAAAGAUUUCAGGGACAGCUAGUAGUCACAGUGUAGCAUGAUACUGUUAAUAAGCAGAGCACUAUUUGAGCUGUGUCUUAGUUAGCUACAGACAGAACGAGCCCCAAAAUCCUGUUCAGUUUGACACUACAAUAUAAUUAAAAUAACAAGAAGCAUGUGUUGUAGCAAAUAUGUUUCUCACAACAACAAAUAUAUGGAGAGACAGCUCCAUUAACUGCAAAUGCAAGCUUACAAUGGUAAGGGACAAGGCUCUAGUAGACACAUGAGCAAUUUUAUAUUCUGCAUUGCCAUUUUGCACUUUUCGCAUGGUUAUACUAUGCAUUUGUCAUUAGUUUACCAUUGUUUGCCACGUUUUUUAAUAUGCUUUAAUAUCUCUCUGUGCUUUACAAUGCGUACCUAUUCUUGCACUGUGCUUUAUUACACUUUUCUAUGGGGAACAUUUACAAGGGUUAAGUUAACAAGGUUUGUUUCUUAAUAUGCUUUACCAUACCUUUUAAAAUGCUUACAUAUACUUUACCAUGCCUCCACUCUGCUUUAUUGCAGGUUGCUGUGCUUUUAGUGUGGUUAACUUGUAUAAGGGGGAAAAAUGCAGUCUACAAAAUGAAACAUAGACUAAACAGUAAUCAUACGUUGGUUUUUAAUUCGCUUUUGUGUGUUAUUUGUUUUUGUUGCAGGGCACAGGCCCUGCGCAUGUAAAAAUGUAAAUAUCGAGUCUGUACAUUUUGUGUGUUUUGUUUAUAUGUAAAUUCUUGCUUAUAAAAUUUGACAGAGAUGGGUGUGACAGGCUGGCAAGAGACCCAGAGACAUACUGCAGUUCAAAAAAAUAAUACUUUUAUUAACAAUUA